UCAGCAACACGCACAAUAUUUCACAUUGACCUUGACUGUUUCUUCGUCUCAGUUGCCCUUAGAGAUCGACCUGAUUUAGUUGACAAGCCAGUUGCAGUUACUCACAGCAAGGGUGUCUCAAGAGGGUUUUCGGAGUUGGCCUCAGUGAAUUACGCUGCUCGUAAAUGUGGCCUUAAAAAUGGUAUGAUUGUUCGUGAUGCUAUCAAGCUCUGUCCUAAUCUUGUAUGCAUGCCAUACCUAUUUGAUGAGUAUCGUAUUGUAGCAAAAACCAUAUAUACCGUGCGGAUCAGCGAUCCCCAAGCUUUCGCCGAGCAUCUACGUGCAGAGAUAAGGCAGGAAACCGGAUGUCCUGCUUCUGUUGGAAUAGGAAAAAACGUGCUGAUUGCUCGACUGGCAACCCGUCACGCAAAACCGGACGGAGUACGUUUCGUGCUUCCGAGUCAAACUGAAUUUUUUAUCGCUAAUGAAAAGGUGAAAAACCUCCCCGGAAUGGGAUACCAGACUUAUUCGAAAAUCGUCAGCGUUUUCGUAACAGAAAAAUUGUCAACAGUUGUUGAAGAAACCAGUAGCACGGCGAGCGUAUCAUUUGAAGGCCUUCCAGGUAAUGUUGAGAAAUGUCGUGAUCUCCAGAUGCUCAGUCGAAGCGAAUUAGAACGGGUGCUUGGAAAAAAAGUUGCUGAUCAAAUCUACAAAAUGUGCCGUGGGGAAGUCGAUGAGAAGAAUUUUGUUUCCAGUAAUAUACGCAAAAGCAUAUCUUGUGAUAUCAAUUACGGUAUUCGCUUCACAAAGGUAUUCGCCUUCUUCAAUUUCUUAUUUGAUCCACUUUGUCUACUUGUUUGGUAG
This is a messenger RNA of Angiostrongylus costaricensis, 843 nucleotides long. Lineage: Eukaryota; Metazoa; Nematoda; Chromadorea; Rhabditida; Metastrongylidae. The record is from the annotation of a GenBank genome assembly.